UUCUGACCGCUGGGGUAUGAAGUGACUAUUUCCGUCUUAAUCAGCGGUAAACCGAAAAAGGUCACGCGACAAACAUAUCCCCGCCUUCCCGCAGUGUAGCUGACGAGUUUCCCUCGACAGGGGAAGAAUCAUGAGUAUGAAUCAUCAGAAAACGCGCGCGUGCAGUCACUCGACGAGCGACGGAUCGAAAGAUAGAGAGAGAUAGAACGCGCGGAUCCGACGGCAGAGGGGGGUGACGUGAAUGAGUAUGCGUGUGUCGCGAGGGGGGGAGGGAUCAAUCGUCGCGAGUUUUUAAUCGAACACGCGUGUGUAUCGCGCGCGCGCGCGUUCGCUCGGUUGCACGUUGCGCAACGCAGAACGUCCCGUUAGCGCGGAAACGCACGGUGAGUUUUCUAUAAAUAGCGGUAUGCAAACUUGUCCGCCUUGGCGGACGCACGCGCGCCGAGAUUGUUCCGCGAUGAAUAUGAGAAGAGAGAGAAAGAUACGAGUGUAGCGUAGGUCCGAUGUUAGUGGCCGUUACAACAAUCGGUUCUUUCACGAGUGCUGGUUCUCGGACGAGAAGGAGGCGUAUUGCUGAGAGUGAGUGUCAAAAGAAACUUCAGUCACCUCGGUGUACGAUAAAACGCGGGUCUCUCCACGUCAUCUUCACGAGAACCAGUGUUAUCUUGUCGUGCUACACGAACCAGUGCGAGUAAUUUUUCGAGCGAAAAAUCGCUGGCGGGUAGGGAGGAGGAAUACCAGAAAUAGGAAUCCAUCGGGAGAGAAGGACCGCAGCUGUCCUUCGGGGGAGAGAGAAGACUAUUUUUAGCUGCAAUUUUGGACACAUAUGCUCGCCGGCAGCCCUUUUGCCUCACCAACCAGGAACGAAUAACCUCCGGCUGUGUCACCUAUGAGUAAACCGGGCUAAGUUGGUUCCCAAAUUUACACGCUACAGAGAGCUGCUCUUCACCUCGCUCGAUGUGUUUCGUUCUUCGACAGGAAAAUGGAGCACGAGCAACAUCACUACGAGUUGCGCAGCGGGAGCAGGUCGCGCUCGCACACUCCCAUGGUCCCGAGCCGUCCUUUGCCAGAUGUGGAGGUGACGGAGCAUCACUAUGAUCUCAGAAGCAGGAGCCGGGAAAGAUCCCACACACCUGGAGAAGUAACAAGCAGCAGAAGAUCCGGUUCCAGAUCGUUAACCGGGAGUAGCACCAAAAUGCACGAGAAAAAUAUGGAGACCAUAGAGGAGAACAAGGAGGAAGGAUCCGUGGUAGAAAGUGUGACGGAUAAUCAGAGCACAAAGUCAGAGAGCUCGAUCCCGAGGAAAGCCGAGCGACGGUCAGAGCGCCAAAGAGCCAAGAGGCAGAUAUUUGCCAACGGUCAAAGUGAAAAUAAGGAGGACACGUCUGAUCAGAAGGUUGAGCGAAAACACAAAAGUGUUACAUCGCACAGGAUACUUACUAGUGAUUAUUCGUCCGAAGAAGGAGAAAGGGAGGAUCCUCCGAGUAGACCGGGAUCUGCUUAUGAGAUCUACAAGCAAGCUGGUGAAUGGUGGAACGUUUUUCCAAAGACAGAUUAUACGUAUUCGCGAGCAUCGCAGUGUCGUUAUGAAAUAGCUCCGGGUGUGUUAGCUAUGCCUAAUAUGUCGAGGCGGUCUAUACACACGGACGACAGUGGGAAUAAUUUUGCACCUCAAAGCUCCAGUCAGGCUUCACGAAGAACGACAGAGAGUGGAUUCAGUGACACUGUAGAUACAGUCGAUUUGAAAGAGACCGGUCCCCUACUUCGUUCGUCUGAAGAUAUUUUGCGUACAUCGGAUUCCGUAAGAAGGUCGGCUAUAUACAAGAAAACACAUGUGGAACAGUAUAUGAGUCAUAAGGAAGUAGUUUAUACCGAUUCUGGAAGUUCAGGUCUUCAACAAAGAUAUACCUCGUGGUUUAGUACUCCUUCAAGAUACACUGAUGUACAUAAUGUAUCUCAAUAUGAUUCUGAUGCUGAAUUUGAUAAAAUCAUGACAUCGUCGGUGGUCAAGGCUAAUCAAAGAUGGAAAAUUGUACAGUGGUUUACGUAUUUCGUUACUUUCGUUGUCGUUUGGUUCAUGAAAACCACCGAAUUUUUCAAGUUCCGUACUGACAGAAGGAGCCAGUAUUACGAUGCGCAAACUUAUCGCUAUUUUCACGAAUCCAGAUGGAGCACAUUGAGGAAAACGGUGGAACAUUAUUCGCGCAACAUAUACUUCUUCAUCGCCAGAUUGUUUCUCUUCGACACUUGGUUGCUGAGCCAAUUCACCGGCGUCAGGAAGUGGUUGCAGGAAAAAACCCCGAGGAUUAUCUGGAUUGCCCUUAUACCGUUACUUCUUCUACUCGGUUGUUGGUGGUUGGCGGAAUAUUUAUCACUAUUUCCCGUUGGAAACGUACCGGAAAUGGAAAAAGUAUCGGCUGGUAUGGUACAAUGGAAGAACCGUAAGAGCAGAGAGAUUAAAGGGAAAUUGGGCGAUGCCUUGAUCGGUAGGAUAGCGACGCUCGAAGAGGAACAGAUACAUCAGAUGGAACAUCUCAUGAACAUCACUCGGAUCUUGGAGGACUAUAAACGAAGCGAUGCUGACUUUCAGAAAAAAUACAACGACAUAAUCGCUGACGUAGCAAAUAAACAGGACGUUAGCGAACUGAGUGGCAUUCUGAGCAACGAGCUGAAAGUUAUCAAACACGAGUUCGAGAAGCUACGUGACCUGUACACGGAGUUGAAGUUUUGUUGCGACGCCAAUAAGGAGGCGUUCGUGAGCGAGGAUAUAGAGAAACACGUGGAGAAGAUCUUGUCCGGCUAUUUCCCGCUUGGAACCUCGAAGGAAGAUCUGACGAGGGGUAUUCAGAAGAUGCUUGCGUCCCGCGACGAUCAGGCAGUGUUGAGCGACAACGUCGGCGCUUACAUUUCGGAGGAGCGUGUCCGCAAGGUAGUGAAAGAGAUCCUGCGGAUAUACGACGCGGAUAAGACAGGUCAAGUGGAUUAUGCUUUGGAAUCAGCAGGUGGUCAGAUCAUCAGCACGCGAUGCACCCAGAGAUACGACAUAAAGUCGAAAGCUUUCAGCUUAUUCGGCUUCACGCUGUACUAUGAGAGCAACAAUCCGCGGACGGUGAUUCAGGGCAACGCGCUGCAACCCGGCGGAUGCUGGGCGUUCCAAGAUUUUCCCGGAUACCUCUUGAUACAAUUGCGCUGCGUUAUUCACGUGACCGGCUUUACUUUGGAGCAUGUAUCCAGUCUGAUCCUGCCGAACGAGAACAUGUCAAGUGCGCCCAAGAAAUUCGAUGUCUGGGGUCUGACGGAUGAGAAUGAUCCCGAGCCUGUGAGGUUCGGUGAAUAUGAAUUUAUACUUUCCGAAGACAGCUUGCAGUAUUUCCCGGUGCAGAACACAGAGAUCAAGAGACCGUACGAAUAUAUUGAGCUGAGGAUACACAGCAAUCACGGACAACUGGACUACACGUGUCUGUACAGGUUCCGCGUUCACGGGAGAUCGGCUUAAUGAGAGAUAUCGGUCCGAUAACGCGUGCGGAGAUUCACGAGAGAGAGAGAGAGAGAGAGAGAGAGCGAGCGAGCGAGUCGCGUCGUUCGAAUCACAAUUGUCCUUUAAUACGUGCCUUCAACUACCGUUUAAUAGAACUCGACAGUCAGUGCGACGGUUACACGCCCAGCACCUGUAAUUGUACGUGAAUUAAGUCGAAUAUGUAUAACGUUUCCGUAAUGGAUUCAGCUGCAAGAUACGAAUGAUACGUUCGAUCACUGGAUGUCUGAGCGAUUUCGCGGUACACGAUGAGAAUUCACUUUUCUCGAUCGGUGAAACCGCGUCGAACGCUGUUUGUGUACAUGCUGUAGAGUAUUAAUUAAUACCGACGCGCCGAUAAUUUAUACCGAUUUAUACACACUGUUUGUUUGACUGGACUGCACAGUCGACUACGUCAGAGAUUGUCGGUGACCAUCGGUCCGAUUGUAUUCCAAAAAUAUCGCCUGUGUAUAAAUCGAUGCCUGUAUCAUGGCCUUGCUAGUAGUUUAGAUAAAUAAAAAGCGCAUUGAAAGAAAGAAUAGGAGGCAGUUUCAUACGUAACUCUCGAUACAAAGGACACGAUAUCGAUCGAAAGGAUCGAAAAAAAAAGCAUAAUUUUUCCAUUGAUAUGAUUCGAAAGAGAAUUGUUUCUAUUCUUUGAAGGGGAGAAAGAGACGGGGAUGUGUUCGAAACGAUCAUUUGUCAUCACAUGACACAAAUCCGGCAGCGUCACGUGUAAGACUGACACUUCAAAAGUUACCCCAAAGCAAAGUGUGAGUCAUAAUACUUGUAAUAAUGCGACACAGUACAAAUUCUAAGGAACACUAAUUAAAUACUAGAAUUAAGAAAUAUAGAAUUAAUUGAUCUUUGUAGAUUAAGUUUGUGUAUCGCGCCGCGGGCGGUUUUUUUCUCGUUACAGCCGAAAAGCAAAUCAUCAGCCUUUCUUCAUGAGAGUUUGACGUUCGAUGCGUAACUCUAAUAUAUACUUUAAUUGUGUGUGUGUGUGUGUGUGUGUGUGUGUGUGUGUGUGUGUGUGUGUGUGCAUAUAUAUAGGCAUCUCCGAUAAGUUUUGCCGCAAUAUGUUUUUUGUCCGAUUUCGGCUACUUUUACGACACAUUCUUGCGCUUCCCUCCUUUUAAAUUGCGAUGCGUAUGUCUAUUUCGACGAGAUCCGGCGGAAAUCUAUCUGCGAGUAUGAUUUCACCCGUCUUUUGCUUCAUGGUACUUAGCGUCGUGAGGAAUGUCGGCGAAUUGAACUAUCAAGAACGCGCCCGGUUUUAACAACAUCGAGAGAAGCGAUCUUUUUUACCAUCUUCGUAUGUGUUAAUAGAAUUUUUACAUUUGCAAAUAAAAAGUUGUAUUGCACUCAA
Dinoponera quadriceps is the source of this 4883-nucleotide messenger RNA. RefSeq lists its product as uncharacterized. Gene Ontology annotation, cellular component: nuclear envelope; meiotic nuclear membrane microtubule tethering complex. Gene Ontology annotation, biological process: nuclear envelope organization. NCBI's taxonomy places the organism in Eukaryota, Metazoa, Arthropoda, Insecta, Hymenoptera, Formicidae. The record is from RefSeq and is a predicted model, not a curated record. Gene Ontology annotation, molecular function: protein-membrane adaptor activity. The transcript is spliced from 14 exons. Bases 983 to 3496 code for a protein of 837 amino acids.